UAAGUUUUGUGUACAGAGCGAGGUGGGUGUGACAGCUGACGUCUCAUUCAGCUUCUGCCGCUGCGUGACCCUGACAGGGGGCCCCCCGUGGGCCCAGCUCUGCAACCCUGCCCUCAGCCGGAUGCAGGCCGGGGCAUGCCUUGGGGAUGAUUCGAGGCAAGGGCCUCCCUUCCGACCGAAGUGGCUGGCGCUGAGCUGUGGGGCCGGCCGGUUGGGAGUGGUGUUGUGGUGUCUCCACCCUACCCUGCCUGCUUCCCUCAUCCCUCCCCCUGGGCCGGGUGGGAGCCCGCACGGAGAGCGGGAGCGGGAGGACGGGGCCACAGAGACAGCGGUCCUCUGCCUGUUCCCCGCUCUGCAGCGUGCUGCGUUUAAUCCCUGAGUGGUGUCCCUGGUGUCCCUGCACCCCGGUGACACCCUCUCGGAGGCUUUCACUGAAGCUCAUCUUUAUCCCAGGGUGUCUGAAAUCUCUGCAACCUUUCCUCUGGAGAAAACAGUAAGGCCCAGAGAGUGUCCGAGCCCCCGGGCUGCGUGGAGCUCGGGCAGGCGAUGCGCCAGGAGCAAAGCAGCUCCCCACGAUGGGGCACAGGCUUCUGGGGAAGGAGUGCCAGCUCCUGGCUGUGCGGGCUCCUGCUCUUGGCUGCGUGUCUGGGCUUCUACAGCAAUGUCUUCAGACUGAUUCCCGGAUGGAGGCAGAUAGGAGAGUCUCGAAGCAGCACUGAGGGCCGUCCCCUGCAGGGCCAACGGGAGAGCCUGCCAUCGAGCCAGGAUGGCCGCCGUGUGGUCCCGCAGGGGAUGCUGCUGGAGACAAAGCAGUGCAGUGAAAGGGACUGCCCCCCGGACGCCUGCAGAGUCCCUGAAGUCCCCAGGAUGGUUUACCCCAAGGCCCAGCUCCUGCAGCCUGCGAGGGCAGACGUGCUGGUCAUGACCCCCUGGUUUGCUCCUGUCAUCUGGGACGGGGUCUUUGACUCUGCCAUUCUGGACGCACAAUUCGAAAACACCACCGUUGGACUGACCAUUUUUGCCAUCAAAAAAUACGUGGUCUUCCUGGAGCUGUUCCUGCAGACGGCGGAGAAGCACUUCAUGGUGGGACACAAGGUCACCUACUACGUGUUCACCGACCGGCCGGGGGAUGUGCCCCGCGUGCCCCUCGGGGAAGGGAGGCAGGUGGUGGUCCUGGAGGUCCAGAACUACUCGCGCUGGCAGGACGUGUCCAUGCACCGCAUGGAGAUGAUCAGCAACUUCUCCCGGCAGCGUUUCCUCCACGAGGUGGACUAUCUGGUGUGCGCGGACGUGGACAUGAGGUUCCGCGACCACGUGGGCGUGGAGAUCCUGUCCCCGCUCUUCGGCACCCUGCACCCCGGCUUCUACGGGGCGGCCCGCGAGGCCUUCACCUACGAGCGCCGGCCGCAGUCCCAGGCGCACGUCCCCAGGGACGAGGGCGACUUUUACUACGCGGGAGGCUUUUUCGGGGGGUCGGUGGCCGAGGUUCUGCGGCUCACGUCGGCCUGUCACCAGGCCAUGGUGGUCGACCGGGCCCACGGCAUCGAGGCGGUGUGGCACGACGAGAGCCACCUGAACAGGUACCUGCUCUACCACAAGCCCACCAAGGUGCUGUCCCCCGAGUACCUGUGGGACGAACAUAUGCUGCAGAAGCCACCUUUCCUCCGGAAGCUGCGCUUCGUGGCGGUGCCCAAGAAUCACGCAGAAAUCCGGCACUGAUGGGCCGGGGGGGGGGGGGGGGUGCUUCAGGAGGUCUCCCUGCAAGGCUGCGGCCGGCCUUAGCGGGUCUUCCGCUGGGAAAGGGAUCGGCCACAGCUCUGGUGGCGAAUGAGUCCCCGUGCCUCAGUUUCCUCUUCUGGAGAGACUCCCACUACCCACCAAGCACACACGGCUCUGGUUUUUCAUCUCUCCCUAAUCCUGCCUCAUAUUUAAAGUCGGCUCACCCUUCGUGGUGCCGGUAAGGUCCCCUUCCCCGGCAAGGUUCUCCGUCUCUUCUCCUGCGGUUGAGGCCCGCUGCUCCCCGCGCCGCCUCUCUAGGCUCCAUCUGGCAUCCCACCCCUAUUUCCACCUGGCCUUGCCCAUUACGGUGUGAGCUCCUGGCCGAGAGGCUGAGACCUCUCCGCCUUGGUCCAGGUCACUUCCUGCCACAGGGCCUUGUGCCCGGAGACUCCCAAAACAGGUUCGCAUUUGAGCUCAAGUGACCCGUAAAAACCCAGGACACCGUGUGCUGAGACGGUGGGCGAGGCCCAGCCAGGGAGCACUUUUCCGGGCUUGGUCUGGGUGGGUUGGUGGCUUGCGGCUUUGGGUUGUUGGGCUUUUUCUUCUAGGGUUUCUGGCAGUUUGUCACAUGCUUUUGCUCUUACUGCUUUUCUCUGACACACGUUGAAAACGCCUUCUUCCGGUUUUUACGUCGCCACUUCAACUCUUUCAGUGUAGGCAAAUUUAAGAGAUCGCCCCCUGCUUUGAAAUCAUGAAGAUAGUCUCUUUUGUUAUCUUCCAAACACUUAAUGUUUUUGCCUCACACUUGAGUCGUUAAUCUACCGAAAGUGACCUGUGUGUGCUUUUAACGGAAGGGCUCAAUUUAAUGUGGCUUUCUCUGCUUAUCGAACACGUGUUUGAAAACCUACCGGAAAGUUCUUCUCCCUGACAUGCACUGUCAUCGGCCUCAUGCUGGCAGCUGUCCUUCUGUGCCGGGUCCGUUAGGGUCUCUCUAUUCUGUUGCAUUUGAUGCGGUUUUGGCGUGGUGGGGGUCUGGAGCCGAUGGCCGAGAAAGAAUUCUUGUGUCUUUGGUGCUUAAAGGUGAUUUCAUCAAAGCACAGGGACAGGGCCCGUGGGCGGGAGGAGCUGCCCUAGGGUUGUGAGGAGUGACUGGUUAUACACUACAGAGUUGGGGGAGGCCAAGGCAAAAGGAAGCCUCCAGAAGGAGUUUCACAUGGUAAAGAGGACUCCUAGGAUAACUGAGGCCUAGCUGUUGUCACCCUGAGGUGGUUUUUCCCCUAGUAAGUCAGUAACAUGAAGACAGUAGGGAGUUCCUGGAGGAAUGUUCUACUCUGCUUACCUCAGGAGGCUGCAGGUUAUAAAGAAAUUUAAUGUU
Messenger RNA from Leopardus geoffroyi (Geoffroy's cat), 3094 nucleotides. Its product is annotated as histo-blood group ABO system transferase 2-like. Gene Ontology annotation, biological process: carbohydrate metabolic process. Bases 547 to 1719 code for a protein of 390 amino acids. The transcript is spliced from 9 exons. Gene Ontology annotation, molecular function: glycoprotein-fucosylgalactoside alpha-N-acetylgalactosaminyltransferase activity. Gene Ontology annotation, cellular component: membrane; vesicle; Golgi apparatus. Lineage: Eukaryota; Metazoa; Chordata; Mammalia; Carnivora; Felidae. The record is from RefSeq and is a predicted model, not a curated record.